UGUGCACAUCGCGUUUCCAGCUUCACCGCUUCGUCUUUUACCACACCCUCGAGCGUUUCCUUCCAACGUCUCUUCCCUUAUUGCUUCGUACACCAUGUCCGCUACAAGAGUCCAUUCUCACCAUGCUCUACCAGCGCCUGUCGUUCACCAGGGUUUUUCUAUCUCGCAAUCCAAGUCCCACGUACUGGCCGGAGUCCAGGACGCGUACUGGAACGAUGAAGAAGCAGAAGAUGCAGAGUGUCCGCUUUGCUUGGAAGAAAUGGAUAUCUCGGAUCUCAAUUUCAAGCCUUGCGUCUGCGGCUACCAGAUCUGUCGCUUCUGCUGGCACCACAUCAAAGAGAACCUCAACAAGCGUUGUCCAGCUUGCCGAAGAGUGUACACAGAUGAGGGCGUAGAGUUCAAGCCCAUUUCGCCUCAAGACCACAAGCGUCUGACCCAGCAGAAGAAGCAACGCGAACGAGAGCGCAAGGAGCUCGACGCUUUGGGUAGACGCCAUCUGGCCAAUGUGCGUGUCGUUCAACGCAAUGUCGUGUACGUAGUCGGAAUAGGACCUCGAUUCGCCAAGGAAGAGGUACUUAUGGGAAAAUCACGAAGAUCGUUUUGGUCAAGAGGACACCAUCGGGAGGCGGUGCGCCCGUUGUUGGGCUGUACAUCACAUAUCACAGACGGGAAGAUGCUGCACGCGCCAUCGCCGCUGUCGACUGGAACACCAUCUCCUGGCGGCGGCCGUGAAGUGAUGAGAGCCAGCUACGGAACUACGAAAUACUGCAUGGCCUUCUUGCGGGGUGCUACAUGUAGCGAUCACAGUUGCAUGAAUUUGCAUGAAUGGGGAGAUGAAAAGGACUGCUUUACGAAGGAGGACUUGACGACUCUUAAACAUACGAUCAAAGCAACAGAAAGCCGAACAAGAACGGUUAUGGGAAAGAAAGGGGAAGAAGCUGAAGGGCUACCGCGUGCCGCAGCUUGGGGACACAAAACAACGGCACCUGUCGCGUCGACGACUGUUUCCUCCAGCAUUUCUUCGCCUUCGACUAUCCCGGUCUCGCGUCAGAGUCGGCGGGGUGGUAGCAGACAAACUCGUCCUGUUGCAACUGAGUCUCGGCCAUCGAAUGCCCGUGUACAACAGGAUAGAAGGUCUGCAAAGUCCACGUCGCAGCUAUCGUCUCGUCCUUCCACGCCUGCCUCACUUCCACAACGUCCCUUAACUCCUGGUGAGGCGAAGUCUCUGCAGAAGAAGCCUUCAACGCCUACCCAGCCGCCGUCUCCUACUCCAUCUGGCAAUGCCGAGUCGGAGCCAGGUUCUCUCUCUCCUGCUAAAUCAUCCGAGUCGCUACCGCCUUCUGUUCCACCAGGUCUCCCCGCAGUUCCCCCGGGUCUGUCAGCGCCGCCAGGUCUUCCUUCUCCAGCGCGCCCACCCCGCACAGAGACAGCGUCUCCACAAACGCCACUUCUCGCCAUGCAGACUUCAUAUCAGAUGUCAAAUGCAGCACGAGCAUUACUUGAUGAUGUCAAGGCCCGACGCGAAGCUCCUCCGCCAUCUGUCUCAGCGCUAAGUCCUUUCCCCGACUUUGAUCGUACGUUGCAGAAUCUGUCUGGUGGAGAUGGCGGCUUUGGCGGGUUCAGUUUCAACCUAGAUCCCAAGCUUGCGGGCGACGAUGCAAACGAGGUGCAGCUACCUGACUUUGAGGCAGAGGCACAAACACCUUUUGUUGGCACCUAUGUCGACGCCUUUCCAGCUCUACGACCCGGUGCUCCCAGUGGUGCUUUUAUGGCGCCGCCGGGUUUGCCAUAUCCCCAUAAUCCUAGUCGGUCGAUAUACGACCCCAUGUCUGUUCGGUCUUCGCCAUCAAUCGAGCGGCAGUCUACUGGAGGGUCGAAUUAUGUUGGAUCUUUCAACCCUUUUGCAGAGCAAAACGAGGAUUCAUCUCAAGUGCAUUCUCCAACUAAAUCUUCCUUUGAUGAUGAAACCAGGAAAGUUUCGCGCUUCGGAUUUGCUCGGGGCAGACGAGGGUCAACAGCGGCAUCCUCGCCUCUUCACGUUCCUUCUCCUCUCAGUGUCAGUAACAGCAUAAGCGAAACGCACUCGAUAUACAACUCCGUCGACCAACAACCUCAUUCUCCUGCCAUCUCACAGUGGUCGCUGCAUUCACGUCAAGAUUAUGUUUACCAACAGCCACCUUCCGCGAUGGCUUCCCCCAUGCUGCAGCAUGCUCAAGCCCAACCGUAUUCACAGGCGCAAGGUCGUUUUCCUUUGUUCAACGCCGGUAUAAAUGCCGGUAUCAGUGAAGCAGAUCUCAGAGAUUUCAUCCAAUCAAGCCGGGAUCGGGCAGUCAAUGGUUCGGCCGUGCGUAGCGGCUCUGCUGAACAACCGGGCGCAACUGGCCAUCAACCCUUCACUGACCCAGCCAUUAUGUCUGCUCGAUUCGCGUCGGGUCAAGACGUGGGGUAUCAGCCCAUGGAUCAAAGCCAUUUACACUAUGCAUCACCACCUGGACUCGCGUACCCUCAAGCCAACGCGAACUUUCCAGGUGCAUUAGGGAUGGAGACCAAUGGAGCCAUGAAUGUAUCCAUAGACACAGCCGUACAACCUCCGAUUUUGUCAACCUCAGACUUCCCGGCGCUUUCAUCUGCAGCUCCGAGUACAGACACUGCCCCCACUGCCCCGACAACAGACGAAGUCUCUCCUGAAGAUCUUGAAGCCCAAGAGAAGGCGGAACGCAAAGCUGCUAAACGGGCUGCUGCUGCUGAAAGGGCAGCCGAGAGGCAGAAGAUUGCACAAGAGAAGGCGGCAGCUAAGGCGGCAGAGAAGGCGCGUAUUGCGCAGGAAAAAGCUGCCGAGAAGGAGAAGGCUGCGGCAGUAAAGGCACAGCAAGAAAAGGAGCGUUUGGAGAAGGAAAAAAUCAAAAAAGAGGAAGCAAAGGCAACGAGAGAGAAGGAGCGUCUUGCGAAGGCAGAGAGGGAGGAAAAGUUGGCACAGCUGGAGAAAGAGAGGGCGGCCCAGGCAGAGAAGGACAGGGAGCUGCGUAACGCCAUCAGGGAAGCUAAAUUAGCGAGCGAACGCGCUAAAAUCACGGCAUUGGAGAAAUCUGUCGCUCGUCAAGCAUCUGCUGCGACUCCCACCGAAACAGUCCAGGUUCCUCUCCUCUCGAAGAAGCCAAAGAAGAACAAGCCCAUCGCGAAACCCGCUAAGGCUCCUGUAAAAGAAGAGGAUCAGGUUACUGAGGAAACCUCGACCAUAUUUACUGCCUCUGACGUACCGCUUCUUCCAUCGAGCAAAGGAAACACUGCGACCUCGAGCUCCACCAACUCUCGUUCUCAAUCCGUGGAUCGUAAAGGACCCACGCCAGUGGAAGAUUUGCUGCAGGAUAUCCACAUGAUGAACCCGGCCAUGGAUCUUCCAAAUCAUCCCUUCUUCAAUCUUCAUAAGAUCAACCCUGCUGCGAAGAUGCCGCUCGAAUACGGACCACUUGUGCAUGCCCUGUCUGCUCUGUCGGUUGGUGGUGGCACGUUCGCCAACAGUGUGCCUUCAGGAUCCAUUGAUAACGCUGUCUCUUCCUUCCAGCAACUGUUGGAGACACUCACACAGACCAUCUCCGAUCUUCUGCGGCUGUUACCUCGCACGACCUGGGACGAUAGUUCCUCCUUUGAUGGCGUGUUGAGGGAUAUGUUGAAGGGAGACGACUUUCUUGAUGAAGGAGGCGAAGAGAGCCAAGGAAAAGACGACGAGGUUGCUGCGCUGACCCUUGCCCUCGAACGACGUGCACGUUGGAUGGAGGUACAACUUUCCAAGCUCGAAGAACUUCAUCGAGAUAUCAAUACCGCUGCUGUUCGUGCGGUCCUUGCUUUCAACGACAGUGGUUGGGACAGACACGGGUUCAUGCCUCGAGUUGGAAAUACCUUGCGCAGGUUUGACAAUAUGGGCUUGGUUGAGGAGAAUGGUGUUAAACUUGCGGUUGCGAGGGAAGCUGCGGUGUUUGCUGAGACGGAAGUGAGGGAGAUGAUGGAGAAUAUGCAAGCAUUCAAGCCCAUAGAUUAGAUUAUAGUUCCAUGCUUUUUAGUAUUAUAAUGAAACGACUUUUCUGCAUCCAUAGUGUUGGAACGCAAUGGAUGAAUAAAGACUUGGGUAUAUGCGCCUUUUCAUUGUGUGUUUUUUUUUUUAUACAAAAC
Molecule: messenger RNA, 4167 nt
Organism: Desarmillaria tabescens
Lineage: Eukaryota; Fungi; Basidiomycota; Agaricomycetes; Agaricales; Physalacriaceae
Exons: 10
Coding region: 95-4036 (1313 amino acids)
Biological process (GO): protein ubiquitination
Cellular component (GO): CCR4-NOT complex
Molecular function (GO): ubiquitin-protein transferase activity
Source: RefSeq, a predicted model, not a curated record